CCAUUUUGCCGUGAGACAGCAGCAGCAGCAGCAGCAAUCCGGGAAGCAGUGGGGUUUCUGAAACUACGAUGCUGUCGACAGCAGGCUACGCCGAGCCCGCGCUUGGCCUGGGUUGUGAGGCGAAGCAGGGCGCUGCGAUGCAACACCGCUUUUCCCCUUACACCUUCAAUGGCGGGACUAUAUUGGCAAUUGCUGGUGAAGAUUUUUCUAUUGUUGCCUCAGACACCCGACUGAGUGAAGACUAUGCAAUUCAUAGCCGGGGUCCAAAAUGCUACAAACUGACAGAUACAACAGUCAUUGGUUGCAGUGGAUUUCAUGGAGACUGCCUUACACUUACUAAAAUUAUUGAAGCAAGGUUAAAGAUGUACAAACAUUCCAAUAACAAGACCAUGAGUGCUGGAGCUAUUGCAGCCAUGCUUUCUACAAUCCUGUAUUCUCGAAGAUUCUUCCCUUACUAUGUUUACAACAUAAUUGGUGGAUUAGAUGAAGAAGGAAAGGGUGCAGUGUACAGCUUUGAUCCAGUAGGCUCCUACCAGAGAGAUACUUUCAAAGCUGGUGGAUCAGCUAGUGCCAUGCUGCAGCCUCUGCUGGACAACCAGGUUGGCCUCAAGAACUUGCAGAAUGUGGAGCAUGUGUCUUUGUCUCUGGAGAAGGCUUUGCAGUUAGUCAAGGAUGUCUUUAUUUCUGCUGCAGAAAGAGAUGUAUACACUGGAGAUGCACUAAAAAUCUGCAUUAUCACAAAAGAUGGAAUUAAAGAAGAAAUUACUCCAUUGCGAAGAGACUAAAUCAGUGCACUGUACAUUUAAAGAAUUUUGGUGCGCAACCUUAAUUUUUGCGCAGGCUAUAUACUGCUGGUAUGAUAUUUGAUGUAAUAAAAAAGGAACCAAAGCUGU
Molecule: messenger RNA, 893 nt
Organism: Lacerta agilis (Sand lizard)
Lineage: Eukaryota; Metazoa; Chordata; Lepidosauria; Squamata; Lacertidae
Gene: PSMB1
Product: proteasome 20S subunit beta 1
Cellular component (GO): proteasome core complex
Source: RefSeq, a predicted model, not a curated record